Messenger RNA from Gymnodraco acuticeps, 618 nucleotides. Its product is annotated as gastrula zinc finger protein XlCGF49.1-like. The record is from RefSeq and is a predicted model, not a curated record. The transcript is spliced from 4 exons. Gene Ontology annotation, molecular function: DNA-binding transcription factor activity, RNA polymerase II-specific; RNA polymerase II cis-regulatory region sequence-specific DNA binding. Lineage: Eukaryota; Metazoa; Chordata; Actinopteri; Perciformes; Bathydraconidae. Gene Ontology annotation, cellular component: nucleus. The coding region runs from base 34 to 618 and encodes 194 amino acids. Gene Ontology annotation, biological process: regulation of transcription by RNA polymerase II.
GAGGAGAAGAAGGAGAAAAUAAGAGGACAGCUGAUGAGCAGCAUGGAGGAGAAGAAAGAGACCCCUGGAGCUCAGAAACCGAAAGGAAAAGAAAGACAUCACAGCUGUCAGCAAUGUGACCAAUCCUUUUCAACAUCUGGAAAUUUAAAGCGCCACCUGCUUGUUCACACUGGAGAAAAACGGUACGGCUGUGAAGAGUGUGGGAAAACUUUCACUCAAUCAGAUAAUCUCAAAACACAUCAACCUAUUCACACUGGAGAAAAACCGUACAACUGUGAAGAGUGUGGGAAAACUUUCGCUCAUUCAAGUUCUCUCGAAACACAUCACCUUAUUCACACUGGAGAAAAACCGUACAGCUGUGAAGAGUGUGGGACAACUUUCGCUACAUCAGGUGCUCUCAAAACACAUCACCGUAUUCACACUGGAGAAAAACCGUACAGCUGUGAAGAGUGUGGGAAAACUUUCGCUCGUUCAGGUUCUCUCACAACACAUCACCGGCAGCGCUUCACAACCGAGGCCUUCCUGCUGAAGAACACCAUGUUAGGCAGCUUUAUGGAGGAGCUGAAGAAGACUGGACCCCCAGCUGCUCCUGCUGAAUCUCUUCUAUGCUGGAGCUGA